Strongylus vulgaris is the source of this 570-nucleotide messenger RNA. NCBI's taxonomy places the organism in Eukaryota, Metazoa, Nematoda, Chromadorea, Rhabditida, Strongylidae. The record is from the annotation of a GenBank genome assembly.
AUGAGAAAAGAAGAAUCUUCACUUGAACGUAUAAGACGCAAAACCCCAACGAUCUUUUCCAUCGAUCCCGAAGAUGUUGUUAAAAGACGGAUUACCACAGUUUUUGGUUAUGAUAUGAGGGGGGAGUGUGUUAGCGGUACCGUGAAUAUUCUCAACUGGAGAGCACUACUACCAGCUCUACAUGUCAGUAAUACAAUUGUUCCUGCAUAUCUCAUAAUUUUGGUGAUGAGAAGGAGAAUUGUCGCAAGGCUGUGCUCUCAAAGUACGAUGUCCAGGAGCACAAAACGUCUACAAACACAAUUAUUAAAGGCAAUUACAUGCCAUGCAGUCAUUCCUGUGUUCUACUCUCUUGCUGUAAUUAUGUACUCACUGGGUCAACUCGACAUUCUCUAUCAUCCAUUUUUGGAAUAUUUUUCGCUUAUUAUGGCGCAUUUUAUUCCUAUGUUAACUCCACUGGCUUCUCUAUACUUUAUUCAACCUUAUCGCAUGUGGAUCAGCAAGAAUCUUACGAUAUUCUCUACUAUACGAUCUUCUAUCGCUCCAGAAUCCUUCAUUACCUCAGUCGCGUAG